CCCCUCUCUUCCAUUAAAUCACCUUGCAUAAUUUCUCCUCUAUAAAACCCCCUUUCAAACUCCACUUCUUCUCCUUCCCUCCUUCCUCCCUUCAUUCCUUUCUAGUGUUCUUCCAUGCUUUUAAGCUUAUUUUUGUUCUGCUGACUGCUGCAAACAGAAGAGUUUUCUUUGACAAGAAAGUAAAAAGAAGAUCCCUUUUUCCUUUCUUUCUUUGUUUCUCUCUCUCUUUUUUGGUUGUUUCUUUACUGCCAGUGUCAGCUUGAUAGCUUGUUUUUGUUACUACUAGCACAAAUCCCGAAGACCCUUUAAUCCAAGAAAAGCAGUGAAAUACGUUUUCUAGAAAAAAGGGGAAAGAAAAAGAGGUGGAUAAAGAUUGCUCUGUUUCUAGCCUUUGAUUUUAGUGAAGUUCUGAAGUGGGUUCGGAAGAAAUUCCAGUAAAGCUGAGGCUUUUGAUCGCCACUGUAAUGCAGAGUUUGAUGUCAAGGGAGCAAAAUCUGAAGGAGUAAUGAUGAUGGAACACAAAAGAUGCCCCGUCUCCUUGGAUCAAAGCAGUCUUGCAUCUUUGACACCAAAGCGACAUAAGGCUGAUAUUUCUGUUCUUUCCAAGGAAAAGAAAGAGAAGGUGGGUGAAAAGAUUACUGCACUUCAACAGCUGGUCUCACCUUACGGGAAGACUGAUACAGCGUCUGUCCUUCUAGAUGCAAUGGAUUACAUCAGAUUUCUCCAAGAACAAGUUAAGGUUUUGAGUUCACCUUAUCUUUGUAAUACACCAACAACUACAGCACAGGAACAAGAGCCGUAUAGCUUAAGAAGCAGGGGAUUGUGUCUUGUACCGAUUUCAUGUACGGUUGGGGUUGCCAGCAGUAAUGGUGCAGAUAUUUGGGCCCCCAUCAAGACAGCUUCCCAGAAAUUCUAGGAGCAGGAUCACAGGGAAGAAUCAUUCCUACCCUUUUAAUCAAGAUUUAAAGUAGGUGGUGGUUUAGAAGGUUAUCCUCUUGAGGCAGCUCACAAUUUUGUUAUGCAGACAGAAGAUAUGGUAAUUUCCUGGCAAGCAAUCUCUUGAUUAACUUCUGCUUGUUUCAAGUAUCUGAUGGAGAACCUCCUGAUCCAGUCUGCUAGACGAUCUAGGUUGAAGCCAUAGGCUUGCGAUAUUAUGCAUGUAUUCAGAAAUAACAAAUGUGUAAAAUAAUGUAAGCAUAGUUCAAAAAUGAACUGAAAAUGAAAGUAAUGGAUGAAAAAGGCGAUUAUUUUCACAAUCGCAGACGAUCCAGAAGUACCUGACAAAUCUCUGUAAUUGCAGCAGAGAAAGGCCCUUAUAUUCAAAGGCAGUAUUUGUUACUUUUU
Molecule: messenger RNA, 1344 nt
Organism: Coffea eugenioides
Lineage: Eukaryota; Viridiplantae; Streptophyta; Magnoliopsida; Gentianales; Rubiaceae
Product: transcription factor bHLH153-like
Exons: 6
Coding region: 506-916 (136 amino acids)
Biological process (GO): regulation of transcription by RNA polymerase II
Cellular component (GO): nucleus
Molecular function (GO): RNA polymerase II cis-regulatory region sequence-specific DNA binding; DNA-binding transcription factor activity, RNA polymerase II-specific; protein dimerization activity
Source: RefSeq, a predicted model, not a curated record